Messenger RNA from Folsomia candida, 2290 nucleotides. Its product is annotated as MFS-type transporter SLC18B1. NCBI's taxonomy places the organism in Eukaryota, Metazoa, Arthropoda, Collembola, Entomobryomorpha, Isotomidae. The record is from RefSeq and is a predicted model, not a curated record. Gene Ontology annotation, biological process: transmembrane transport. The transcript has 11 exons. The coding region runs from base 609 to 2192 and encodes 527 amino acids. Gene Ontology annotation, molecular function: transmembrane transporter activity.
AUAAAUAUCAUGAAGAAAAUAAUCAAAAAGUAAACUGUCCAGUUCUUCACCAGCCUAAUAAUAGUUUGAGACGUGGACGUGACCAGCGUCAACUAAUUGUAAGAGCCAACAGUGGUUAGUUAAAGUUAAAAUUCAAUAAAUUCCAGUUUUUCCAGCUUUAAGAAUUCACCGCAUGUUUACUUAAAGUUCUACACAUAACAAGUUUUAGCUGUGAGUGAUUUAAGUUAAUAAGCAGAUAACGGACCCAAUGCAUUUCUGGAUUUUAUGCAAUUGAGAAAGGUUAACUUUAGAGGUGAAAUAUAUUUUUUUACAAUUGUCACGCUGUUCUCUGCUGAUUCCAUCAAUUGAAUUAAAGUUAAGAUCAAAAGCGAGUCUUGCGAGAACCUGUUUGCAAAAUUAUAACAUAAACACAAGUUGGCAUUUAAUUUGUACACAUGUAUUUAGCUAAAUAAGUUAGAUAUCAACUUGCCUCCGUUUUUUGCUGACUAGGUCAAUACAAAUAAGCAAGCAAGAGAAAUUUGGGCUGCUAAAUAUUAUCUUGAAGCCCAAUCUUCUUCUCGAUAAGUGCGCACAUCAAACGGCGAUAUAAAGCACUGCAAUAUUUGAGAAUGUCCCCCAAUUCCUCAAUCCCUAAGGACGAACAGCCCGGACCUUCAUCCCGUCUUUUAGCUGGAUUAGACCAGUUCUCAACGUCAUUUUCCACCGAUAACAGGAGAACGAGUUGUAGACGUGAGGAAUGUUGUCUCAAAAAUUGUUGGAUCGUACAACGAUUGAGGGGAUAUCUUCCCGACCUGACGGCGAGACAAUGGCAACUUUUAACAGUUUUCGCCGUUGCCGAUUUCAUCGCCGGUAUCGUGUAUAACAUUAAAGGACCAUUUUAUCCGGCAGAGGCACAGAAAAAAGGCGUCACUGCAGCCCAGUUCGGCUUGGUGUUUGGAAUUUUCGAUCUAACAAAAGUUUUUGCCUGCCCGAUUUUCGGAAAAUAUAUGUCAUUAUUCGGUCCAAAAAAAGUUUUCAUAAUUUCCAUGAUGCUCAUCUCAGUGUGUUCGAUUGCAUUUGGAAUGCUUGAAAAAAUUGACGAUGCUACCCUCUUUCUCAUCAUGUCUUUAAUAAUACGUGUCGUCGAAGCCUUUGGAAGUGCUGGCUUCUCAACCUCCACCUUUUCGAUAAUUGCGUGCGAAUUUCCUUCCACAGUCGCAACGACGUUUGCGUCACUGGAAACAUUUUUUGGGAUGGGGCUUAUCGUGGGACCACUUUUGGGUGGACUAGUUUUCCAGUCUGGUGGAUAUGACGCUCCCUUCAUCGUCACGGGUCUCUUGUUUUUCACCGCCGCCCUUGUAAUCUUAUCUGUAAUGCCGAAUCCGACAUCCUUAUCGUCAAACAAGGAUUCGAUUGCAAUCUUACUAACUGACGACACGAAACCGGCCGAAGAAGGAUUCAGUAUCUUCAGUGUGAUCAAAAUUCCGGUCGUAGCUCUAGCUGCAUUUGGCGUUUUUGCCUCUGCAAGCAGUGCGGGUUUCAUUAACGCCACGUUGGAGCCUCAUAUUCGACAAUUUGGAUUGUCACCGCUUGGUGUUGGGAUCGUUUUUGUAAUUUAUGGGAUCAUUUAUACCCUCACGGUGCCAAUUUGGGGGUGGCUUUGUGAUCGAAUGACGCAACCAAAAUUCAUCACCUUGAUCGGAGCUAUCCUGAAUCUGGUCACUUUCCUAUUAAUCGGACCAGCCCCAUUUUUUGGGUUUGAGUCCAUCCUGUCCACAACUUGUAUUGCACUUGUGAUUCACGGUUUGGCUUUGGGGGCAAUGUUCGUGUCAGGAUUUGUGCUUAGUUUACGAUACUCGAUAGCGGCCGGAUUUCCCAAUAAUAUGGCCACGUAUGGAGUCGUUUCCGGCAUGUGGACAUCUGCCCUGUCGCUGGGCAUGUUUUGUGGUCCAGUGAUUGGAGGAGUGCUCUUGGACCAUGUUGGUUUCCGGUGGGGCACCGUCUACGUUUUGGUUUCGAUGAUAAUUUUGAUUAUAUUGAUCGUAAUAUUUCUCACCAAAAAUGGAUUAAACAUCAAACACAAUGAUACCUUUGAAGUUCCAGAAGCUGUUCAACCACUUCUCAAGAUAAAAACGGUAACAUUCUACUCUUCCGAUGAUGCCAGUGGGGGGAGUAGUGGUCAAGCUCAACUUAUCUCGUACGGGAGUGCUUAGAUCUAAAAAUUCUCCGAUAUUCGAUACGUUAAUUUAAAGUUAGUGUAAUUAAGUUAUAUCGACCGCAAGUACAAUAAAAAAAGAAGCGAUACAACGAA